Brassica napus (rape) is the source of this 1590-nucleotide messenger RNA. RefSeq lists its product as uncharacterized. The transcript is spliced from 3 exons. The record is from RefSeq and is a predicted model, not a curated record. Bases 371 to 1468 code for a protein of 365 amino acids. Lineage: Eukaryota; Viridiplantae; Streptophyta; Magnoliopsida; Brassicales; Brassicaceae.
CUAUUAUUACUGUGAUCCCCGCAAAGUCCCAAAGAGUCGAUCGAAAUCUCGAUUUUCAAUUUUGUUUUUGUAUAUGAAACAAAAAAGUUAUUAAAAUAUUAAAUUUUGGGAAACACUAUGAUCGGGGAGAGGAAUAAAAUUCAUGUAUCCUAAGCUUUUGGUGUGUGUGUGAUAAUGGCGUAACACCUUUUUUUUCUUCUCAACAACAAUCUCACCUCAUUCUCAUUCUCAUUCUCAUCUUUCUCUCACUCCAAUUGCUUGCAGCUCACUCCUUCUAGUCAUCACCUUUCUCUCUCUCUCUCUUGCUUUCCUCUUCGUCUCUCUUAGAUUCUAUAUUUCUCCCACACGUUUUCCAAUUCCGUCUCGAAAAAUGGGAAACUGCUUCUCGACUUCUUCUGUAUCCACCGCUGAGAUCUCUCCUCUUGACCUCGCCGUCAAACCUCCACCCGUCGCCGUAGCCUCUCCCGCCGCCGGAGCACAAACUCACCUUCCCGCUCCUCCUCCUCGACUCCCAAUCCCUCCGCCUUCAGCUAAGGAAACGACAGCUACGGCGACGGCGACCUCCACCGUCACAGUGAAACUAUACGGACCGUCGAACAGUCUCACGACCUCAUACCUCCGCUUCGCACUCCUCCACAAGAGAGUAAACCUCCGCUUCGUCCCCUCCGAAGACCAGAAGCCGACGAUCCAAAUCGGAUCGGAGAAAACGUCGGGAACUCAAGACGCUCUCCUCCGCUACAUCGAGGAAAAGUUCCCGGAGCCGAGGCUGAUGAUAUGGAAGUUCAACCUCGAAGGCUUCGACGAGGCGACGCCGCCGGUAGUGAAGACGAUCUGGCUUCAGCACAGGAGCAUGACGUGGCACGUGGAGAGGAUGCUGAGGUGGUCGGAGGAUUUAGCGGCACGUGGAGGGAGGAGAGCCGUUGAUCCGUCCGUGGGGACGCCGAAGAUGGAGAUUAGGAAGUUCGCGAAGAGCUAUACGCAGUUGCAGGAGAUGAUGCUUGAGCACGCUCAGAUGGAGGAGAGAGUCCUCUUCCCUGUUCUUGAAUCUGUUGAUCGAGGGAUGUGUAAGAGUGCAAGCGCAGAACAUGGGAGAGAGUUACCGUUGAUGAAUGGGAUCAAGGAGUAUAUAAAAUCGAUUGCUGUAAUGGAUUCUGGGAUAUGUUCUGAGGAGCUCUUUAGUCUUGCUUCUCGUUUCAAAUCAUUACAGAUGAUGUGUAAAGCUCAUUUUGAAGAGGAGGAGAAAGAGUUGCUACCGAUGGUGGAAGCUGCAGAGAUGGGGAAAGAGAAGCAGAAGAAGCUGAUGAAUCAAGGGUUGGAAGUUAUGAGAGGGACUCAUACUAAUGUCUUUGAUUUCCUCCUUCAAGGUCUCACACCUCAAGAAGCUAUGCAGUAUCUUGACUUGCUCAUGAACUUUGCUGAUCCAGAUCUUAUCUCUUCUUUCAUGUGCCAACGAGACAUUGUUGAUUGAUAUUGUCUUUUGUGAAAAACUCUUGUCGUGUUUGGUGAAGUGUAUUUGGUGUAAAUAGAGUUCAGAUUGUCGAUGCUGGUUUGUUUACUCAUUUUCAUAGGUAAAACAAAUAUGUUAUGUAA